Molecule: messenger RNA, 1785 nt
Organism: Amblyraja radiata (thorny skate)
Lineage: Eukaryota; Metazoa; Chordata; Chondrichthyes; Rajiformes; Rajidae
Product: LHFPL tetraspan subfamily member 5 protein-like
Biological process (GO): detection of mechanical stimulus involved in sensory perception; sensory perception of sound
Cellular component (GO): plasma membrane
Source: RefSeq, a predicted model, not a curated record
AGGACACGCGUCAGGCGCCAACAUUUAACCGGGCACCGUUCAGGUAUUCAGAAGCUGUUUCGUCUCCUUAGCAACAUGAGUCAAGGCAAAGCCCAGAGAGUAUCUUAGGUGACGGAUCUCAGCCGCAGCAGAAGAGCGGAGCCCGGGCUGAGACUGAGGGAGCUGACAGCCGGGAGCAUGGGGGAUAAGAUGCUUCCAGCCCAGGAGGCUGCUAAGAUCUAUCACACUAACUACGUGAGGAAUUCCAGAGCCAUAGGCGUCCUCUGGGCGAUCUUCACCAUUUGCUUUGCCAUCAUCACCGUGGUCAUCUUCAUCCAACCCUACUGGAUCGGGGACAGCAUCAACCCUCAGGCUGGCUACUUCGGCCUCUUCCAUUACUGCAUCGGCAACGGACUCACCCGGGAGCUCAUCUGCAAAGGAAGUGCCCUGGAUUUCGGCUCCAUCCCCUCAGGAGCUUUCAAAACUGCCAUGUUCUUCGUCGGCAUCUCCAUGCUGCUCAUCAUCGGCUGCCUCGUCUGCUUCAGCCUCUUUUUGUUUUGCAACUCAGCCACUGUUUACAAAGUCUGCGCCUGGAUGCAACUUGCUUCAGCCACCGGCCUCAUUAUGGGAUGCAUGAUUUACCCAGAUGGUUGGGACUCUGAUGCAGUCAGACAGAUGUGUGGCAACAAAACGGACAAGUACAGCUUGGGAGCAUGCUCGGUCCGCUGGGCAUACAUCUUAGCCAUAAUCGGCAUCCUGGACGCUCUCAUCCUCUCCUUCCUGGCCUUUGUGCUGGGCAACAGGCAAGACAGCCUUCUGCCUGAAGACUUUAAGGUGGAAAACAAGGAAGCAGACAAUGCCUAGGGAAGGCAUCGUUAUCAUGCAUUUUGAGCCGUUCCAUAAGUUUGUGGUAUUAAAGAAACUCCACACGGUAUUGAACAAAGGUGUCGUCAGUAUUUUCCUCAGCACUGAAGAGAGCGGUGAUGCAAAAGGAUCACCGAAUCCUGCAGUUUGCCCUGAAGAUACGCAUCAGAGUUACAGUAGUUGAAAUUGUUUUAUUCCACUGGAAGUCAGUCACAUGGCCAGUCAGACGAUUAAUUUAUUUACACGGUCUGGUGCCGCCCCCUGUAUAGGUCCAAAUGAGCCUGAUUAGAGUGAUCACAAGCAUCAUCUAUGGUUCAAUCUGGUGAUAUAUAUUUCUGUACCACUGUAUAUUGUUAUAAAUGUACGUACUUCAAACGUUGAAAUAGCUCGAGUAAUUGAUAAAUCUUAACAUUGAAGAAAAAAAAAUGUAGUUACAAUGUGAAUGUUUCUAUGUGUAGGCAAUGUUUCAAGAAGUGCGAAGUUAUUGCAUGUUUGCAGUCCCCCAUUACACCAUUUAUGAACAUUACAAACCUGUUAUUAACAGGGAAAAGAGACCAGUUCUUCAAAAUCUGUUCCCUGGCAAAAGUGUGACAAACUUAUGUUUUAAGAUUAAACAAAGCUUUUCUCCACUAAACAAUUAUUAAAACCAGAAAAUCAAUUAAUCCAUAGUACAAAUGACAGAGUUUUGCUGCAGCAGUGAAUUAAAAUGUGCAAUCGAAAGUAAAAAUCAUAGUAAAACUUUAACAAUCUAUAUUCAACUAUUUGGAAAUCCCAGUUUUUCAGCAUUUAUACUGCAUUCCUCUACUGGAAAAAAUAUUCAACGUUAAUUUUUUUUGAGGAUUUCAAAGACUAACAUACAAGAACAUAGAUCAGAACAGUAAAGGAACAGGCCCUUUGGCCCCCAAUGUCCAUGCUGUACAUGAUACCAAUCUAAUCUAAUCU